Molecule: messenger RNA, 687 nt
Organism: Myotis brandtii (Brandt's bat)
Lineage: Eukaryota; Metazoa; Chordata; Mammalia; Chiroptera; Vespertilionidae
Gene: PAM16
Product: presequence translocase-associated motor 16 homolog (S. cerevisiae)
Exons: 5
Coding region: 123-509 (128 amino acids)
Biological process (GO): protein import into mitochondrial matrix
Cellular component (GO): TIM23 mitochondrial import inner membrane translocase complex
Source: RefSeq, a predicted model, not a curated record
AGCGUGGCGUCGCGCACGCGCUCUCCAUAGCUCUCUUCGACCUUUGACCUGCCGGCCGCCCUUGAGCCGGGGCCGCGAGGCGUGGAAGACGGAGCCCGCGCCCCCGAGGCAGAGCGGCUGCAAUGGCCAAGUACCUGGCCCAGAUCAUUGUGAUGGGGGCGCAGGUGGUGGGCAGAGCCUUUGCCCGGGCCCUGCGGCAGGAAUUUGCAGCCAGCCGGGCAGCAGCUGAUGCCCGGGGACGUGCCGGACACCAGUCUGCAGCCGCCUCUAACCUCUCCGGCCUCAGCCUACAGGAGGCACAGCAGAUUCUCAAUGUCUCCAAACUGAACCCUGAGGAGAUCCAGAAGAAGUACGAACACCUAUUCAAGGUGAAUGAUAAAUCUGUGGGCGGCUCCUUCUACCUGCAGUCAAAGGUGACAACAGCCACGUCAAUAAGAGAACUGAUAAACCUGAUUACAGACUUCCAUAAAGCCCCUACUAGAGGCAAGCCCACAGUGAGCACUGCAUGAAUGCCGACUGCCCUUUAUGCAGCCUUUACUCAGCAGAAUGGCUCCAGAUUUACUAAACGUCUGCUCCCUCACUGACCAGGAUGGAGCCACGUGAGGCUAUGGGCCUUUGAAGUGUGGCCACUCCAAAUUGAGAUGUGCUGUGAGUGUGAAAUACAUACCAGAUUCUGCAGACUUCAAA